AAACCCGCCUCAGCGCGCCGCGAUCCUCACCGGGUGCCCGUUUAUCGAGUACAUCCCGCCGCUCUCCGGUGCUGACCGGUGCUCUCCGACGCUCCGUGCUCGUUUGGAGGGAAACACCGCGGAGUAUUCGCGCUUUUUCCACGGGUGUUGUUGAUUCUUCGACGGUUUAUGUGCUAAUGCUAAUAUUAGCUUCAGCUGAGGCAAAGCAGACUCGCGUAGAAAACAACAAAAUACCCGUUUAAACUUCAGUCUGUUCACGGAACACGGUGUUUAUAGAGUAAAUCCGUUCGAUAUCACAUAAAAACACGCCUCGUGUGUUCGGCAGUAAUUGAAUGAAGUAGUUUUUCCCCGUGUGUGGCCCGUGAGGAGAGUCCAUUCAGAGCAAACAUGAGGAGUCCAGUAAGGAUUUCGCUCCAGUAUGUCCGAAACUGUGAAGUAUGUGGACGAUGAGCACAGGACCAUCUUUCUGAAGCUACUGAACGAGCAGCGUCUGGAGGGAGAGCACUGCGACAUCGCUGUGGUGGUGGAGGAUGUGAAGUUCAGGGCGCAUCGCUGUGUGUUAGCGGCCUGCAGCAACUACUUCAAGAAACUGUUCAAGAAACACGAGGUGGACAGCUCAUCGGUCAUCGAGAUCGACUUCAUCCGCUCGGACAUCUUCGAGGAGGUGCUGAACUACAUGUACACUGCUAAGAUCUCCGUCAAGAAGAAGGAUGUGAAUCUGAUGAUGUCAUCAGGACAGAUACUCGGCAUUCGCUUUCUAGAUAAACUCUGCUCGCAAAAACGGGACAUGUCGCCCGACGAGAAAAACGGUGACCCCAGGAACGCAAAGUUCCCGUAUGAUAUGGUUAAAAUGGGGCUUCCCAUGGAGGAUCCUCCGCUGAAUCAAGACGGAGACGUGCAGGUGCUCGGAGAUCAGGACGACACGCCGUCGGAUGAUAUCGUGGAGGAGGCGCAGGGCAAUCACGAGCUGGAUAAAUCGCCUAAUAAUGCCCUGCAGGUGCAGGAGGCCAUCCUGAAGGAGCUGGCGCAGGAGGACGUGCCUAAAGUGGGGUGCUACGACCAGGAGGUGGAGGCCCUGGAUGGAGAGCCCAAAGAGCUGGCGGCGCACACACAAACACUCUCCUUUGCGGACAGCAUGGGCGAUGUGAAAGACACGCAGCCGCCCGGGUGGAGCACCGCCACCGCUGACAUGAAGUUUGAGUAUCUGCUGUACGGCCACCGCGAUCAGCUGGCCUGCCAGGUGUGCGGGAAAACCUUCAUCGAUGAGAACCGUCUGAGGAAACACGAGAAGCUGCACUCUGCAGACCGGCCCUUCAUCUGCGAGAUCUGCAGCAAAGCCUUCACCACACAAGCCCACCUGAAGGAGCACCUGAAGAUCCACACGGGCUUCAAGCCGUACCGCUGCGAGGCCUGCGGGAAGUCCUUCAUCCGCGCGCCUGACCUGAAGAAACACGAGCGGGUGCACAGCAAUGAGCGGCCCUUCGCCUGCCAGAUGUGCGAGAAGGCCUUCAAACACAAGUCUCACCUGAAGGACCACGAGCGCCGGCACCGCGGGGAGAAGCCCUUCGUCUGCAACUCCUGCACCAAAGCCUUCGCCAAAGCGUCCGACCUGAAGAGACACGAGAACAACAUGCACAGCGAGCGCAAGCUGAGCGGCAGCGGCCUGCAGAGCGAGACCGAGCAGCUCCAGGCCGCAGCCAUGGCUGCAGAGGCAGAACAACAGCUGGAGUCCAUCGCCUGCUCAUAACACACACACACACACACACACACACACACACGUCUGCGUUUUAGACUCUAUUUACACUCGUUACUUUUUAUAGAUCUGUAAAUGAUGUUUUGGAGGUUUUUCUCUCUCGUUGUACAGUUCAUACCGAUUUUUGUUUUGUUUUUUAGUGCUGGGGAAACAUUAAUUGUAUAUCUAAAAUAAAAGUUUGUUUUGAUAUAGUA
Molecule: messenger RNA, 1947 nt
Organism: Danio rerio (zebrafish)
Lineage: Eukaryota; Metazoa; Chordata; Actinopteri; Cypriniformes; Danionidae
Gene: zbtb14
Product: zinc finger and BTB domain containing 14
Cellular component (GO): nucleus
Source: RefSeq, marked provisional